This is a messenger RNA of Racocetra persica, 212 nucleotides long. Lineage: Eukaryota; Fungi; Glomeromycota; Glomeromycetes; Diversisporales; Gigasporaceae. The record is from the annotation of a GenBank genome assembly.
AAGAAGUCAAAGAAGACUAUCUAAAUAGCAAUUCUCAACUAUGUGCUACACUUGACAAGUUUUCAAUGUACCCAAUAAUUCAUGUUAAAAGUGGUGUAUCUAUAAGAGUUCAACCAGAAUCUAUUAAAAGGUACAAACCUGAAAAAAAAAGAAAGCAGACAAAAAAAAACUAUAACUUAAGUGAAAGCGUAUCAGAUAACCAUCUGAAUUGA